Aspergillus puulaauensis is the source of this 1212-nucleotide messenger RNA. RefSeq names its product DUF914 domain membrane protein. The coding region runs from base 1 to 1212 and encodes 403 amino acids. Gene Ontology annotation, biological process: transmembrane transport. Lineage: Eukaryota; Fungi; Ascomycota; Eurotiomycetes; Eurotiales; Aspergillaceae. Gene Ontology annotation, cellular component: membrane. The record is from RefSeq and is a predicted model, not a curated record. The transcript has 3 exons. Gene Ontology annotation, molecular function: transmembrane transporter activity.
AUGUCCGAUAACAAGAGCAAGCAACAGCCCACGGUCGAGACGACUGUCACAGGCCCCGAUGGUGAAAGCCCAUCUACUGUGACAUCGACCGAUGCCAGCCCACCAGAAUCGGAUCCUGUUCCUGAAACAGCAGCAGACCAGAUCGACCAAGAAAAGAAAGGCUUUUUUGCGUACUUCAAAACCAAGGAGUUCUACAUAACUCUAAUCCUUGGACAGUUUCUGGCCAUCACAAACACCGGCACGAACACAUUCAACCAGAUGCUCGCGGACAAGCAAACUCAAAUCCCGGCUUUCCAGACAUUCUUCAACUACUGCCUUAUCAACAUCAUCUUCACUUCCUAUACCCUCUACAAGUAUGGCAUCAAAGGCUGGUUCCAGAUGAUAUGGAAGAACUGGUGGAAGUAUGUUAUUCUAUCUUUCUGCGAUGUCGAGGGCAACUACUUCAUGGUCCUUGCGUACCAAUAUACCACCAUGAUGAGUGCUCAGUUGAUCAAUUUCUGGGCCAUCGUCAUUGUGGUUCUGGCAUCCUUUAUAUUCCUCCGCGUCCGCUAUCACAUUUCCCAGAUUCUCGGUAUUUUGAUCUGUAUCGGCGGCAUGGGCGUCUUGAUUGCGUCGGAUCACAUUCAGGGCACGAACGGGGGAGAUAUCUCCCGAGGCAACCAGAUCAAGGGCGACCUUUUCGCAUUACUGGGAGCUACUUUUUACGGCCUCGCCAACACCGGUGAGGAAUACUUCGUGAGCACCGCUCCUGUUUACGAGGUUAUCGGCCAGAUGGGCUUCUUCGGCAUGAUCAUCAACGGUGUACAGGCCGGUAUCUUCGACCGCGAGUCUAUCAAGAACGCACACUGGGAUGGUCAAGUGGGCGGCUAUCUGGCCGGCUACACCCUGUGUCUUUCCAUCUUCUAUUCCACGGCACCGCUCUUAUUCCGUCUGGCGUCGGCUGCCUUCUUCAACAUCUCUCUCCUCACAAUGAACUUCUGGGGUGUCAUCAUCGGCAUUGAAGUUUUCAAAUACAGUGUGCACUGGAUGUACCCGAUCGCGUUUGUUCUCAUCAUUAUCGGCCAGCUUAUCUACUACCUCGGCCGCAAAGUCCUGGGCGAAGCUCGCAAGCCUUGGCUUGGGCGCAACCAGGAGCGCGGUGUUGCUGGCAUCUUCACUGCGAAGCGCAAGAUCGAAGCGAAUGCAGCGGCGUUGCGCACUUCCGUGGCCUGA